Ipomoea nil (Japanese morning glory) is the source of this 783-nucleotide messenger RNA. RefSeq names its product protein GAST1-like. The record is from RefSeq and is a predicted model, not a curated record. The transcript is spliced from 3 exons. The coding region runs from base 137 to 478 and encodes 113 amino acids. Lineage: Eukaryota; Viridiplantae; Streptophyta; Magnoliopsida; Solanales; Convolvulaceae.
AGUAGUACGUACUGUUUAUGCAAUAUUCCACUAAUUAUAAUCUAUCAUAUAUAGGGGUAUAAAUGUGGGUGGCCUGGGUGGGUUCUCAUCUCAUCUGUUCUCCCCGCCCACUCAAUUCGGUCUGAUCUCAGUAACUAUGCAGAGCAGAAGUGUUUGUGCUCUUCUUUUCCUUUGCAUUUUGCUCCUAAUUUGCUUUCUUCAAAAUUUGGCAUCAGCCCAAAUUCAGAAUGAUUUCCAGUCCACUACUACUGUGCAGCAGCAUAAGAAACACAGGCAUUCAGGGUUCUCCCAGGCAGAGUGUGGAGAUGCAUGCACAUAUAGAUGCUCAAAGACAGCAUACAAGAAGCCAUGCAUGUUCUUCUGCCAAAAGUGUUGCUUCAAGUGCAGAUGCGUGCCUCCAGGAACCUAUGGCCAUAAACAAGUCUGCCCUUGUUACAAUAAUUGGAAGACCAAGAGAGGUGGCCCUAAAUGUCCCUAGCUAGCUAUCCUCACUUCAAAAUUCGAUCUUCUCGCUUUAAUGUUAUCCGCAUAAGCUUAAUUCAUUGACUAUAACUCAAAGUUAAGAACUGUAUGUCGAUUUAAUUCUCGUUUCAUUUUUUUCGAGUAUUACUGACUCUGUCACAAUAUAUUAUGAUAUUUAAUUUGGCAGAAUCACAUUAUUAUACUGACCAUAAGCUCAUUCCAUUUGAAUGUACUAGACAAUAUAGAUAUUAUUGGCAUUUUAGUACGGUGGUGCAAAUUAAAUUGCAAAAUGGGGGUUGCAUCAUUUGAUUUGAUUGAUUA